This is a messenger RNA of Sphaeramia orbicularis (orbiculate cardinalfish), 1864 nucleotides long. RefSeq names its product E3 ubiquitin-protein ligase TRIM39-like. The record is from RefSeq and is a predicted model, not a curated record. The coding region runs from base 100 to 1740 and encodes 546 amino acids. The transcript is spliced from 2 exons. Lineage: Eukaryota; Metazoa; Chordata; Actinopteri; Kurtiformes; Apogonidae. Gene Ontology annotation, molecular function: zinc ion binding; protein binding.
AGCAGAGCUGUAGACGUGUCUGCGGAACCGUCCAGCAAACCUUAAACCCACUUCAUCAGAUCUGUUUCCAGUCUCAGCAGAGUCUCUACAAACAGCGAUAUGGCUGCUGCCGGUUGUGUCCGAUCUGAAGAUCAAUUCCGGUGUUCCAUCUGUCUGGAUGUCUUCACUGAUCCAGUUGCAAUAUCAUGUGGACACAACUUCUGCAAAUCCUGCAUCACUGAGCACUGGAGGGUUAAUGUCCCAUAUCAGUGUCCCAUGUGCAAAGAGGAAUUCAAUACAAAACCUCUGCUGAAGAUCAACACGUUCAUCUCAGAGAUGGUGGCUCAGUUCAGACUUGAAGUUCACCAUGAACCAAACAUCUACAGCUCAGACCAACAAGCUGCCAAACCAGGAGAAGUUCCCUGUGACGUCUGCACUGAAACCAAACUGAAGGCCCUGAAGUCCUGCCUGGUGUGUCUGACCUCCUACUGUCAGACUCAUCUGGAACCUCAUCUGACACUUUCAGGACUGAAAAGACAUCAGCUGAUUGACCCUGUGGAGAACCUGGAAGACAGGAUGUGUAGGAAACAUGAGAAACCUCUGGAGCUGUUCUGUAGAAGCGACCACACAUGUAUCUGUCUGUUCUGUCCUGUUUUAGACCACAAGAACCAUGAAUUUGUUCCUCUGAAAGAUGAAUAUGAAGAACAGAAGGCUGAGUUGAAGAAGACAGAGGCUGAUAUUCCGCAGAUGAUCCAGGAGAGACGACUGAAGAUCCAGGAGAUCCAACGGUCAGUGGAGCUCAGUAAGAACGCUGCAGACACAGAGACAGCAGAAGGUGUUGAGGUCUACACUGCUCUGAUGGAAUCUGUUCAGAGAAGUCUGGACCAGUUCAAAGAGAAGAUCCAAGAAAGGCAGAGGACCACCGAGAAACAGGCUGAAGACUUCAUCAAAGAGCUGGAACAGGAAAUCUGUGAGCUGGAGAAGAGAAGCACUGAGGUGGAGCAGCUCUCAGGCUGUGAAGACCACCUCCACUUUGUCCAGAGGUUCACAUGUGUAAAAGCUGCUCCAUCCAUGAAGAUCUGGACAAAGGUCAGCGUCCGUCCACCAUCAUAUGAGGGAACUGUGGAGAGAGCUGUGUCUGAGCUGGAGGACAAACUCAGAAAAGACAUGAAGAAAGUGGUUAAAGCUGAGCUGAAGAGAGUCCAACAGUAUGAGGUGGAUGUGAGUCUGGAUCCAGAUACAGCACAUCCUGGUCUCAUCCUGUCUGAUGAUGGAAAACAGGUUCAUGAUGGUGAUGAAUGGAAGAACCUUCCAGACAAACCACAGAGAUUCACUGUUCAUUGCAAUGUUUUGGGAAAGCAGAGUUUCUCUUCAGGCAGGUUUUAUUUCGAGGUUCAGGUCAAAGGAAAGACUAAAUGGACAGUAGGAGUGGUCAGAGAGUCCAUCAACAGGAAAGAAGUGAUCCCACUGAGACCUCAGAACGGAUACUGGACCAUCUGUUUGAGAAAUGGAAAUGAAUACAAUGCUGCUGCUGAUCCUCCUGUCCUUCUGUCUGUGAAGUCUGGUCUUCAGAAGGUGGGGGUGUUUGUGGAUUACGAGGAGGGUCUGGUCUCCUUUUAUGAUGUAGGUUCUUCAGUUCUCAUCUACUCCUUCAUUGGCUGCUGCUUCAAUGAUAAACUCCUCCCAUUCUUCAGUCCAUGUCUAAAUGAUGGAGGUCCAAACUCUGCUCCUCUGAUCAUCACUCCUGUCGACACUGAGUAAGAAAUUCAUCAAAUGGACAGAUUCUGGUACCCGGUACGACUAUUUUGGUAUCACCUCCGCCGAGGUUCCAGGACUGGAGACCAGAUACUAAACCGUGACGUGUAAACACUGCAGACCACUGAUU